Molecule: messenger RNA, 1515 nt
Organism: Penicillium argentinense
Lineage: Eukaryota; Fungi; Ascomycota; Eurotiomycetes; Eurotiales; Aspergillaceae
Gene: lcbA
Product: serine C-palmitoyltransferase subunit lcbA
Exons: 4
Coding region: 1-1515 (504 amino acids)
Biological process (GO): ceramide biosynthetic process; sphingosine biosynthetic process
Cellular component (GO): endoplasmic reticulum
Molecular function (GO): serine C-palmitoyltransferase activity; pyridoxal phosphate binding
Source: RefSeq, a predicted model, not a curated record
AUGGAUCUUCAGGAGACCCAACGUCUCCUGUCCGAGUACCUGCACGAGCUCGCGAACCUCUUCCACCGCGUCCCCGGCUCCGCCAUCUUUCUCCGAUAUGUGAAAUCCAGCUACCAAGAUGACCCAAUCCGAUCGGCGGUCGAGCUUUUCCUCUUUCUGUUUGCCGUGCGAUAUCUCCUCGCCCCAAAAUAUUCCACCAAGCCCGGCGUUGUGCCAUUGACCGAGGAUGAAAUUGACGACCUUGUGGAUGAGUGGACUCCUGAGCCUCUUGUCGGGAAGCCGAAUGCUUUAGAGGAAAUGGAGGUUGAUAAGCGUACGGUCAUUGUGGGCCCCGUCGGUCCCAAAUCUAAGCUCGCAAACGGUCGAACCGUUACCAAUCUCGGCUCUUUCAACUUCUACAAUUUCAACACAAACGAGGCCCUGAAGGAGAAGGCAAUCCAGACCCUUCGGAACUACGGUGUCGGACCCUGCGGCCCUCGCGGGUUCUACGGAACCCAAGAUGUGCAUAUGAAGACCGAGGCGGAUAUUUCCACAUUCCUGGGCACUGCUGCUUGUAUCAUGUACUCGCAGGCUUUUUCAACCAUUUCCAGUGUCAUUCCUGCGUUCUCGAAGCGUGGAGACAUCAUCGUUGCAGAUAAGGGUGUCAGCUUUGCUAUUCGGAAGGGAAUUCAGAUCUCGCGCAGUAUCGUUCGUUGGUACGAGCACAAUGAUAUGGAGGACCUGGAGCGCGUGCUGGCAAAAGUUACUAAGGAGCAGGCUCGGAAGCCGUUGACUCGGAGGUUCAUCAUUACCGAGGGUCUUUUCGAGUCUUAUGGUGACAUGGUGGAUUUGCCCAAGAUCAUCGAACUGCGUCUUAAGUACAAGUUCCGUCUCAUCUUGGACGAGACAUGGUCCUUCGGUGUUCUAGGCCGGACCGGCCGUGGUAUCACUGAGCACCAAAAUGUGGACGCCGCAGAAGUCGAUAUGAUUGUGGGGUCACUGGCUGGCCCUCUCGUGGGAGGUGGUGGUUUCUGUGCUGGAUCCGAGGAGAUCGUGCACCACCAGCGCAUUUCGGCUGCGGCAUACACGUUCUCUGCUGCUCUUCCUGCUUUGCUCUCCACCACUGCCAGCGAGACUAUCAACCUUCUUCAGCAUAGCCCCGACACGGUCUCUCAGCUUCGCGAUAUGACCAAGGCCAUGCGAGCCCAAUUGGACCCCCGCAGCGAUUGGGUUUACUGCACCAGUGCCAUCGAGAAUCCUAUUCUCAUUUUGGUCAUCAAGCCCGAGGUUAUUUCAUCGAAGAAGCUUUCAGAGAACGACCAACAGUUCCUGCUCCAAGAUGUUGUUGACGAGUGCCUUGCCAAUGGAGUUCUGAUCAGCCGACUCAAGACCCUGGAGGACAACUUCCAGCCCAAGCAGAUUGUUCCGCCUGGUUUGAAGGUGUGUGUGACUCUCGGCCUGACCAAGAAGGAGAUCGAGAAGGCCGGCACCACCAUCCGACAUGCCAUCACGAAGGUGAUGAGCAAGAAAAAAUGA